UUUUGGGUUUGUUUCCACAGGUUGCAAUGUAGUUAUUGCCUCUCGCAAACUGGACAGAUUAAAAGCUGCUGCCAAAGAGCUGACUGAUCAAAACUCUUCCCCAAAUCCAGCCCAAGUGACCCCCAUGCAGUGCAACAUCCGCAAAGAGGAGGAGGUGGAGUCUCUGGUGAAGUCCACGCUGGAUCUGCAUGGUAGGAUCGAUUUCCUGGUGAACAAUGGAGGAGGCCAGUUUAUGAGUCCUGCUGAGCUUAUCCGGUCAAAGGGCUGGCAUGCUGUGAUCGAAACUAAUCUGACUGGGACCUUCUACUGCUGCAAAGCAGUAUACAAUGCCUGGAUGAAGGAGCAUGGAGGAGCCAUUGUCAACGUUGUAGCUGCCACAAGAAUUGGGAUGCCUGGUUUAUCGCAUACAGGAGCUGCUAGAGCUGCAGUGCAAAACCUGACCAAGAGUUUAGCUAUUGAGUGGGCUGGUGCAGGAGUGAGAAUCAACUGUGUUGCCCCGGGAACAAUAUAUUCAGAAACUGCCUUUGCAAACUAUAAAAAUAUUGAUGACAUUUUAAAAACAUAUCCCUCAAAGAUUCCAGCCAAGAGACUGGGAGUUCCUGAAGAGGUCUCCCCUAUCGUGUGUUUUCUGCUGUCUCCUGCUGCCUCCUUUAUAACUGGCGAAACUGUGACUGUGGACGGCGGUCAAACCUUGUAUGCCUCCUCCUGGGAUGUACCAGAUCAUAACAACUGGCCUCCAGCACCAGAAGGAGAGAACGCCAGAGCGCUUGAAAAAGCAUUUCCAAAAUCAAAGCUAUAAAGAAAUGAGAUUCUGCCAGACCUCCCUGGCGAUGCUAACAGAGCAAGAUUUCGGUGUUGAAUGCCCAGUAAAGCUGGAUAUCCUGCUAA
This is a messenger RNA of Alligator sinensis (Chinese alligator), 888 nucleotides long. RefSeq names its product peroxisomal trans-2-enoyl-CoA reductase (gene PECR). Bases 125 to 799 code for a protein of 224 amino acids. The record is from RefSeq and is a predicted model, not a curated record. The transcript is spliced from 7 exons. Gene Ontology annotation, molecular function: trans-2-enoyl-CoA reductase (NADPH) activity. Gene Ontology annotation, cellular component: peroxisome. Gene Ontology annotation, biological process: phytol metabolic process. NCBI's taxonomy places the organism in Eukaryota, Metazoa, Chordata, Crocodylia, Alligatoridae.